GAGUGUGUCAGCAUGAUGGUGAUUUUGCUGAACUGCGUUACCCUGGGAAUGUACCAGCCAUGUGAGGAUAUGGACUGCCUUUCUGACAGGUGUAAAAUCUUGCAGGUAUUUGAUGAUUUCAUCUUCAUCUUCUUUGCCAUGGAAAUGGUCUUAAAAAUGGUUGCCCUGGGGAUCUUCGGCAAGAAGUGUUACCUUGGAGAUACCUGGAACCGCCUGGAUUUCUUCAUUGUCAUGGCUGGGAUGGUGGAGUACUCCCUGGAUCUCCAAAACAUUAAUUUGUCUGCAAUCCGUACUGUCCGUGUCCUGAGACCCCUGAAAGCAAUCAACCGUGUGCCUAGCAUGCGCAUCCUUGUGAACUUGCUCCUGGACACCUUGCCCAUGCUGGGGAACGUCCUUCUUCUCUGCUUCUUUGUCUUCUUCAUCUUCGGCAUCAUCGGGGUGCAGCUGUGGGCUGGGCUGCUCCGCAACCGCUGCUUCAUGGAGGAGAACUUCACAAUACAAGGUGACGUUGUCUUGCCCCCCUAUUACCAACCUGAGGAGGAUGAUGAGAUGCCCUUUAUCUGCUCACUGUCAGGAGACAAUGGAAUUAUGGGCUGUCAUGAAAUACCCCCACUGAAGGAGCGAGGCCAUGAGUGUUGUUUGGACAAGGAUGAUUAUUAUUACUACAAUUCAGUGCGGCAAGAGUUCAAUAUCAGUGGCAUGUGUGUCAACUGGAACCAGUACUACAACGUGUGCCGUACCGGCAACGCCAACCCGCACAAGGGUGCCAUCAACUUUGACAACAUUGGAUAUGCCUGGAUUGUGAUAUUUCAGGUGAUCACACUGGAAGGGUGGGUGGAGAUCAUGUACUAUGUGAUGGAUGCACAUUCCUUCUACAAUUUUAUCUACUUUAUCUUGUUGAUAAUCGUGGGCUCUUUCUUCAUGAUUAACCUGUGCCUGGUGGUCAUCGCCACACAGUUCUCGGAGACUAAGCAGCGGGAGCACCAGCUGAUGCAGGAGCAGAGGGCCCGGUACCUCUCCUCCAGCACAGUUGCCAGCUACAUGGAGCCGGGAGACUGCUACGAGGAGAUCUUCCAAUACGUCUGCCACAUCGUGCGCAAAGCCAAGCGCCGCACCCUUGGGCUGUACAACAGCAUCCAGAGCUGGCGCCAGGGCAACGUGGAGCCGAGUGAUGCCAAACUAGGCAUGAACAGGAAAAAACAGAGGCAUUACAGGCUUUGCCAGCAGCACAACUCUCUUGGCUGCCCUCCUCCGGGCUUGGUCCAGCCUGUUGCUGUGACAGCAACCUCAGAUCUCACCAACUGCCCACGAUGCCAUAGCGAGGAGCACGAAGCAUCCAGGAGGCUCUCUGUCCUGGAUAGUACUUAUUCAGACCAGGAGGAUGGAGGAGCCAAUGAAGGGGAAGGAGAGGACGGCAGAGAGGACCAGGGUGCCUCAGCACUGGAGAAAGAGGAGGAGGUGGAAGAAGGAGGGCGGCUGAAGCUCUGCAGUGACAUGUGGCGAGAAGUGAGGGUCAAGCUCCGAGUGAUUGUGGACAGCAAGUAUUUCAACCGUGGGAUCAUGAUUGCAAUCCUAGUGAACACUAUCAGCAUGGGCAUCGAGCACCAUGAACAGCCAGAGGAAUUGACCAACAUCUUGGAGAUCAGCAAUGUGGUCUUUACAAGCAUGUUUGCUCUGGAGAUGAUCCUGAAACUUGCUGCUUUUGGUCUCUUUGAUUACCUUCGCAACCCCUACAACAUCUUCGACAGUAUCAUCGUCAUCAUCAGCAUCUGGGAGAUCAUCGGCCAGUCAGAUGGAGGCCUCUCUGUGCUGAGGACUUUCCGACUCCUUCGGGUCCUGAAGCUGGUGCGUUUCAUGCCUGCGCUGCGCCGCCAGCUUGUGGUGCUGAUGAAGACUAUGGACAACGUAGCCACGUUCUGCAUGCUCCUCAUGCUCUUCAUCUUUAUAUUCAGCAUCCUAGGAAUGCACAUCUUUGGUUGCAAGUUCAGCCUCAGGACAGACACAGGAGAUACAGUUCCUGACCGAAAGAAUUUUGACUCCCUACUUUGGGCCAUCGUCACUGUCUUCCAGAUCCUAACCCAGGAGGACUGGAAUGUCGUACUCUAUAAUGGCAUGGCCUCCACCUCACCAUGGGCUUCCCUCUACUUUGUGGCUCUCAUGACAUUUGGCAAUUAUGUACUUUUCAAUCUGCUGGUGGCCAUUCUCGUGGAGGGGUUCCAGGCUGAGGGGGAUGCCAACCGGUCAUACUCAGAUGAAGACCAGAGUUCAUCAAACAUGGAGGAGUUUGAUCAGUUUCAAGAGGUCCAGGAAGGCCCAGAUCCCAAGCUCUGUGCAAUUCCUGUAACACCUAAUGGACACUUGGACCCAUCCUUGCCCUCUUCCAACCCACCAGUGGCUGCUGGGGGCGUCACCAAUUCUUCACGCAACUCCCUGCAACUUGACCAGAUCCUUGUUGCUGUUGGAUCCCGGAAGAGUAGUGUGAUGUCUCUGGGGAGAAUGACCCAUGACCAGCGGUCCUUGUCCAGUUCCCGCAGCUCCCACUAUGGUGCCUGGGGCCGCAGUGGAGCCUGGGGGAGCCGUCGCUCCAGCUGGAACAGCCUGGCCCGGGGACACAGCCUGAAACACAAACAUCCCUCAGCCGAGCACGAGUCCCUCCUGCCUGGGGAAGCUCACAGGGCAGCACAUGGGGAGACGGAUGGGACAGGAAGGGUAUUUCAUCACCGCCGGACACUCUCUCUGGAUAAUAAAGGCUCCUGUGACCUGCUGGAGUUGACCUCGGUCCCAUCCGGCCACAGAGUGACCCAUAAGCUGGGAGCACUGCCUGGAGCCAGCGAGCAUCAGGACUGCAAUGGCAAAAUGCCCAGUAUUGUCAAGGAGAUCUUCCCAAAGAUGAACAAUCGCAAGGAGCGGGGAGAGGAUGAUGAAGAGAUAGAUUAUAGCCUGUGCUUUCGCAUCCAGAAGAUGAUGGAAGUCUAUAAGCCAGACUGGUGUGAGUUACGGGAAGACUGGUCCAUAUAUCUCUUCUCUCCACAAAACAGGUUUCGCCUCCUCUGCCAAACCAUCAUUGCUCACAAGCUCUUUGACCAUGUUGUGCUGGCCUUCAUCUUCCUGAACUGCAUCACGAUUGCCCUGGAGAGACCGCAGAUUGAGCACAGAAGCACGGAGAGGAUCUUUCUCACUGUGUCCAACUACAUUUUCACAGCAAUUUUUGUAGCUGAGAUGACACUGAAGGUAGUCUCUCUAGGCCUGUAUUUUGGGGACCAGGCUUAUCUCCGCAGCAGUUGGAACAUCUUGGAUGGCUUCUUGGUCUUCGUUUCUCUCAUUGACAUUGUGGUCUCAGUGGCCUCUGCUGGUGGUGCCAAAAUCCUGGGGGUGCUACGAGUUCUCCGGCUGCUGCGCACCUUACGUCCCCUCCGAGUCAUCAGUCGAGCCCCUGGCCUGAAGCUGGUGGUGGAGACACUCAUUUCUUCCCUCAAGCCCAUUGGAAACAUUGUCCUCAUCUGCUGUGCUUUCUUCAUCAUCUUUGGCAUCCUGGGUGUGCAGCUCUUCAAGGGCAAGUUCUACCACUGCCUGGGAGUCGACAUCAGGAACAUCACCAACCGGUCCGACUGCAUGGCUGCCAACUACAAGUGGGUACACCACAAGUAUAACUUCGACAACCUGGGACAGGCUCUGAUGUCCCUCUUUGUUCUGGCUUCCAAGGAUGGCUGGGUCAAUAUUAUGUAUAAUGGACUAGAUGCUGUAGCUGUUGACCAGCAGCCAGUGACCAACAACAACCCCUGGAUGCUACUCUACUUCAUCUCCUUCCUCCUCAUUGUCAGCUUCUUUGUGCUCAACAUGUUCGUGGGGGUGGUGGUGGAGAACUUCCACAAGUGCCGGCAGCACCAGGAGGCUGAGGAGGCACGCCGGCGGGAGGAGAAGCGCUUGCGACGCUUGGAGAAGAAGCGAAGGAAGGCACAGCGUUUGCCGUACUAUGCUACCUACUGCCCCAUACGCCUCCUUAUUCAUUCGGUCUGCACCAGCCACUAUCUGGACAUCUUCAUCACUUUCAUCAUCUGCCUCAACGUGGUCACUAUGUCCUUGGAGCACUACAACCAACCUGUGUCCCUGGAGACCGCCCUCAAGUACUGCAACUACCUGUUCACCACUGUCUUUGUGUUUGAGGCAGUCCUCAAGCUGGUGGCAUUUGGUCUGCGACGAUUCUUCAAAGACAGGUGGAACCAGCUGGAUCUGGCCAUUGUGCUGCUGUCUGUCAUGGGCAUCACACUGGAAGAGAUUGAAAUCAAUGCUGCUCUCCCAAUUAACCCCACUAUCAUCCGGAUCAUGAGGGUGCUGCGUAUCGCCCGGGUCCUGAAGCUACUGAAGAUGGCCACAGGAAUGCGAGCGCUGCUGGAUACCGUUGUCCAAGCCCUGCCACAGGUGGGAAACCUUGGACUUCUUUUCAUGCUCCUCUUUUUCAUCUACGCUGCUCUAGGAGUGGAGCUCUUUGGAAAACUGGUAUGCAAUGAUGAGAACCCCUGUGAGGGCAUGAGCCGCCACGCCACCUUUGAGAACUUCGGGAUGGCCUUCCUCACACUUUUCCAGGUGUCCACAGGUGACAACUGGAAUGGGAUCAUGAAGGAUACUUUGCGUGACUGCAGCCACGAUGACCGGAGCUGCCUCAGCAACCUGCAGUUCAUCUCCCCACUAUACUUUGUCAGCUUUGUGCUCACAGCCCAGUUUGUCCUCAUCAAUGUGGUGGUAGCCGUGCUCAUGAAACAUCUCGACGACAGCAACAAAGAGGCCCAGGAGGAUGCAGAGAUGGAUGCUGAGCUUGAGCUGGAAAUUGCUCAUGGGCUGUGCUCCCGCAAGUCAGGCUCUCCAAAUUCAGGACAGGGAAAAGGAGCAGGAACAGGAGGAGAUGGUGGUAGAACAGAUCCUGAAGGACAUCUGUGCACGAGAUGUUACUCUCCAGCCCAGGAGAACUUAUGGCUGGACAGUGUCUCUUUAAUUAUUAAGGACUCCUUCGACGGGGAGUUAAUGAUCAUCGAUAACCUAUCGGGCUCCGUCUUCCACCAUUACUCCUCGCCGGCCAUGUGCGAGAAGUGUAACCAUGACAAGCAAGAGGUCCAGCUGGCUGAAAUGGAAGGAUUAUCUCUCAACUCAGACAAGUCCUCUUCCAUCCUUCUAGGAGAUGAGUCAGACAAUCGAAACACUUCUCAGCUGAGUCCUAAGCAGAUCAAGGAUGGCCAGGACAGCCCUGACUCCAGUGGGGCAGACAAUCUUGGGGAAUGCCUGCUCCCAAUAUCCAGUGAGGAUGGCUCUACAAACCCCGACAGUUACCUGUGUGAAAUGGAGAAUACUCCCUUAAACUCAGUCCAGUCUUGGCUAAAGCAUGAAAGUACCAAAGUCCCUCCUAGCCCUUUCCCUCCAGGUGCAUCUUGCCCUCUGUUACCUGUACCAGCAGAAUUUUUCCACCCAGCCAUGUCUGCCACCCAGACAGGGCCUGAGAAGGUCUCGAGUCCACACAGCCUUCCUAAGAUCUCUCUGCAAGGCUCAUGGGCAUCACUGAGAUCUCCGAGUGUGAACUGUUCGCUUCUUCAUCAGCCGCCUGAGAGCGAUACCUCGCUGGACAGCCGGAGCAGCAGCUCAGCAGGCAGCCUGCAGACCACGCUGGAGGACAGCCUCAACCUCAGCGACUCUCCCCAGUGCACCCUGGAUCUCCCGGUGGCUCUGUGUCCCAUGCCAGCUGCGGACAGCCAAAGACCCCUGGCAGCUCCCCUCUCCCCUGCCUCCCGCCGCCGGAGCCUGCGGGGCCGGGGGCUCUUCAACCUGCGAAGUAUGUGUCGUCAUCAGCGCAGCCACAGCAGCGGUGGGAGCACCAGUCCCGGCUGCACUCACCAUGACUCCAUGGACCCCUCUGAUGAGGAGGGGGCGGGCAGCAGCCUGCGGGGGGGUGGCAACAACAGCGAGCCCUCGGAGACCCUCAGCAGCCUCUCGCUGACCUCCCUCUUCUCGCCCCCACCA
Manacus vitellinus (golden-collared manakin) is the source of this 6006-nucleotide messenger RNA. RefSeq names its product calcium voltage-gated channel subunit alpha1 I (gene CACNA1I). The transcript is spliced from 35 exons. The annotation marks the transcript as partial. The record is from RefSeq and is a predicted model, not a curated record. Gene Ontology annotation, cellular component: plasma membrane; voltage-gated calcium channel complex; neuron projection. Lineage: Eukaryota; Metazoa; Chordata; Aves; Passeriformes; Pipridae. Gene Ontology annotation, biological process: calcium ion transmembrane transport; positive regulation of calcium ion-dependent exocytosis; neuronal action potential. Gene Ontology annotation, molecular function: voltage-gated sodium channel activity; low voltage-gated calcium channel activity.